Nomascus leucogenys (northern white-cheeked gibbon) is the source of this 753-nucleotide messenger RNA. Its product is annotated as thymosin beta-15A-like. Lineage: Eukaryota; Metazoa; Chordata; Mammalia; Primates; Hylobatidae. Gene Ontology annotation, biological process: actin filament organization; regulation of cell migration. Gene Ontology annotation, cellular component: cytoplasm. Gene Ontology annotation, molecular function: actin monomer binding. The record is from RefSeq and is a predicted model, not a curated record.
GGAGAUGGUGGGCGCAGGCUCCAGAGGCUCAAGAGGAGGAGGGGAAAGAGGCAAGUCCGGAAACCUUCGGCCAAUCAGACGGCCGGAGCCGAGCCAGCUGGGGGGCUUCGCGCUGCAGGGCUCUGCGUGGGAACGCUAACCUGGUCCGGAGUGAGCCUGGGUCUCAGUCCCGCGGACAGCUUUUCACGAGUCUUCUAGCCUUCAGGCUUUCUUCUAGUCAAGAUGAGUGAUAAACCAGACUUGUCAGAAGUGGAGAAGUUUGACAGGUCAAAACUGAAGAAAACUAAUACUGAAGAAAAAAAUACUCUUCCUUCAAAGGAAACUAUCCAGCAGGAGAAAGAGUGUAUUCAAACAUCGUAAAAUGGGGAUCUCCUCCAAAGAACAUAUUUCAACAUUGCCUUACAGUCUUGGUUUUAGGCUUGUUUUUUUGUAAACCUAUGUGUUUGUAAAGAUUUCAGGCAUCUUCUGAUUUCUUCUUAACUGUAUUCCCUGGCUAAGGUAGUGAGUGUUUCCUUAAGUUCCUUUUUAAAUUUCCCUUUGGUAUGUAAAUUCCAAAUGGCAGAUGCUGUCAAUAAUCUUGCCAUUGAUGACCUUUGUAUGUUUAGUCCUUGCAUCUCAUACAAGAUAAGCCGAUUUUAACCUUCUACAAUGGAUGCCUCAAUUGUUUCAUAAUCUUCAUGAAGAUGCAUCCUUUGGCAGCUUCUUAUAGUUUAUUUUCACUUCCAAUGUAGCAAUAAAAUAAUAAAUGUAAUA